AUGGAGCCACAAGACGGAAUCGACCACACGGACGGUUCAACCACCCAGCGUGCCAGCAAAGCGUGCAAUCGCUGUCGUGUCAAGAAAGCAAGAUGUUCUGGCGGCUAUCCUUGCGCAAAAUGCAAGUCCGCCGAUGCUGUUUGUAUCUUCGGUUUCCCCAAGAAGUCGAAGCGAAAGGUGUUUCCCGAACACUAUGUUAGAAUUUUGGAACUGCAGCAAUUCAAGCUCGUGACUGGCCUGCAGACGAUGUACUCCAUGCUACUUGUUGCCGACGCGUGGCCGGGUCACCCGCUGCCCGCGACCAAAGGUCAUCCUCUGGUCCACGAUAUGCUGGAGCGACUGGAUCUUCUCCAGUUGGGCGACAUGGAGCUGGAGAUAGAAGAUCACGGUUCCGAUGACGAGUCGGACGCGGGCAGUCUCCCGCGCAUACAGCAGAAUAGGGGACCAUCUCCAACAGUACGACCCAGAACGUCCACUUCACCGCGGCUGGGAGGUAACUGCCAUCCUACCACUGCCCAAAUCCCGGAUCUCGAGCUUGGAGGCUGGCAGCCUCAAGAUCAGUCGCAAUCAUGGUCUUCAUUGUCUCAGUUCCAACUGCCAAAAACUGAUUUUACCUUGAGACCUCCGCCGAAGAUGCUUGUCCCGCUUCAUGUAUCUGAGCCGAUCGACAGUCUCGGGUGGAGCGCAAUUGACUACAUGCCGCCCUGGUGGCUGGGCAAUCUGCAGCCGCGAAUGUCCAAUGCCGUGACUUCUUCGGUGAUCACUACAGCACAAGGUGAUGCGUAUUCAGCACCAGCAGGCUUUGUGAAUCCGACGGCGGACUCGACGUACUUGGUCGAUCCUGGGAAAUACGGAUGCGAUUUCGAAGUGGUAUAA
Molecule: messenger RNA, 876 nt
Organism: Aureobasidium subglaciale EXF-2481
Lineage: Eukaryota; Fungi; Ascomycota; Dothideomycetes; Dothideales; Saccotheciaceae
Exons: 2
Coding region: 1-876 (291 amino acids)
Biological process (GO): regulation of DNA-templated transcription
Molecular function (GO): zinc ion binding; DNA-binding transcription factor activity, RNA polymerase II-specific
Source: RefSeq, a predicted model, not a curated record